Messenger RNA from Cetraspora pellucida, 1842 nucleotides. Lineage: Eukaryota; Fungi; Glomeromycota; Glomeromycetes; Diversisporales; Gigasporaceae. The record is from the annotation of a GenBank genome assembly.
AUGAGUAACGAAUCAAACGACAUACUUUCAGGAGCUAAUCCUACGAAAGUUGAUGACGAACUUGCUUUUGUACAAAUCGUUAUUACGAUAUCGGUUACUGCUGCAAUUCAUGCUGUUUUACAGCAUAUACGUCAACCACAAGUCGUAUGCGGUGCAAUAUGCGGAGUUAUUUUGGGUGUUUCUGUGGUUGGACAUGUUCCAGGAUACAUGGAUACCAUGUUUCCAAAAGAUUCACUCGUUUGUCUUAAACCUCUCACCCAUUUAAUUGGGAUUCUAAAUUCGUUCAUAGUCGGUGCAAAUUUAAAACCAAAAAUUUUAUCCGACAAUAUGAAAUUCAUUAUUCCUAUUUCCAUUUGUGGAACCAUUCUACCUUUUACGCUAGGAUUAGGUAUCGCGUAUAUCAUGUAUGACACAAUGAACAAUUAUAAUGUCGUUGAUUCUGAUGGUUUUUCCCAUGAUGUACCAUUUCUGAAUUUUGUAUUAGUCGUUUGCCCUUCCAUAACUAUUACGGCGUUUCCGACUCUUUGGCGUGUCUUAUAUGACUUAGGCCUGACGGACGUGGAUGUGGGUGCUAGAGCAUUAACUGCUGCCUUUGGUGACCACAUUGUCGGCGGCAUAGAAUGGGGUUUGGCAAUUUUGUCAUCUAUAGUUGCUAUAGUCGGCAAAACAUUUGGUUGUAUUAUUGGUGCGAAAUUAAUUGGCAUACCUUUUAAUGAUGCUUCAAUUAUUGGAUCCUUUAUGAACUAUAAAGGUGCUUUAGAAUUAAUUAUUCUCAAUAUUGGUUUUGAAAAAAAUAUUAUAAAUGAGAACGUUUUCACGAUCUUGUAUAUAAUGAUAUUAGUGGUAAUGUCUGUCACAACUCCACUUGCUACUUAUUUAUAUCUAAAAAAAAUGGUGGGUUACAGAUUGUUGGGCGUGAAGGAAAUUGAUCAACCUGAUUCAGAUGUAAAAUCUGCAGUAGUUCAUACUAUUGAACUUGAGCAACGCACAUCUAUUGGGAUGAAAUUUCUUGAUCACCCAGAUGAUCGCCCAGAUCAGAGAAUGGAUAUGAGAAUAUUCCCUACAUUCAGUCAAAAUAAUUCAAUUAAUAUUAAUGCUAUUCAUGUUAAUACUGCUCUAGUAAAUUAUUGCAAAAAAAAUACUGAUGUUAUUUUGGUAAUAAUUUCAUGGCGUGAUCAGAGUGCAAAAUUUGUUCAGUACACUUUCAAAUUUAUACCUAUUUAUGCAAGCGUAGGUGUAUUUAUUGAUCAUGGUCUUAUUAGUGCUAUCGAUUCAACCGGUCCUUCUCGUGUGUUUCGUGUGUUUGUACCUUUCUUUGGUAGCGCUGAUGAUCGUGAAGCAGUUACUUUCGCUCUAAGAUUAUUACAUGAUGAUCCAAAUGUCAGUUUAACAGUGUUGAGAAUAAUCAAAUCAGAAACCCCUACUGAAAACGACGUUCCCGAAGUUCAACCUGACCAAAACGAAAUUGUCAUUACCGACGAACCAAUCGAACGUCCUUUGCAUGACCGAAGCAUGCCAACUAUCGAUUCUAAAUAUGUCGUCUCACAAGAAUAUAUAGAUGAUGAAUUAAUUUGGAAUAAGCUUCGUUUGCUGAAGGAGCAAGAGCCUCGUUUGAAAUGUCCGGAAAAACGUUAUUCUUUUACUCCAAUACAAUAUGCAAUCAAAGAGAUAAAUAACCAUUUUCGCGAAGGUAAAGAUUUAGUUAUUCUAGGACAUAAUAGUCAUCCUACUGUGAAUGAACCUGGUACACAUAGAUCUUUAGGAUAUGUCGCCGAAGAAUUUUUAGCUGGAGAAAUUACUCCAAGUCUUUUAGUAUUAAAAGCAAAGCAAAUUGAACAAUGA